Molecule: messenger RNA, 5510 nt
Organism: Scomber scombrus (Atlantic mackerel)
Lineage: Eukaryota; Metazoa; Chordata; Actinopteri; Scombriformes; Scombridae
Gene: strn3
Product: striatin, calmodulin binding protein 3
Cellular component (GO): dendrite
Molecular function (GO): calmodulin binding; armadillo repeat domain binding; protein phosphatase 2A binding
Source: RefSeq, a predicted model, not a curated record
AGAGACAGCAGUAAUGGCGGCCGGUUAGCUCCACACACAGACACCGAGUCACAGCAGCCUCUCACACCGGAGCUGACACACGGGCUCCGGGAGGGCACGGGAACCCUUCAGCUGGGAAUAUAACUUCUAGUGUUAUUAAAAACAAAUAUGGAUGAACAGCCUGGAGGAGGAGGAGGUGCAGGAGGAGGAGCCCUGCAACAGCCGUGCAGCAGCAGCAGCAACAGCGGAGGAGGAGGUGCAGGAGGAGGAGGCGGUGGUGGUGGUGGAGGAGUCAUGGUGCCCCACCAGCCGGAGGAGCUGCCCCGGCCCCAGCAGCAGUACACCAUCCCCGGCAUAUUGCACUACAUCCAGCACGAAUGGGCCCGCUUCGAGAUGGAGAGGGCCCACUGGGAGGUGGAGAGGGCCGAGCUGCAGGUAUGGAAGCCCGGGGAGAGGAGGUGGAGAGGGCCGGGGAGAGGUGAAGAGGGCCGGGCUCCAGGUAGGGAAGGCCGGGCAGCAGGUAGGGAAGCCCGGGGAGAGGAGAUGAUGAUGAAGAUGAUGAUGCGUUCAGUGACUGUUUGGAUGUUUCUAACUUGCAGUUUUCUGACUUUUUCCAGAAGUGCCUCUUUUGAUGUGGAACCCAUCUACACAUUCAGAGCUCAUGUUGGUCCAGUGUUGUCAUUGGCGAUGACUUCCAGUGGUGAGCAGUGUUUCAGUGGAGGACUCGACGCCACGAUCCAGUGGUGGAAUCCAAGCUCCAACGUAGACCCCUACGACACCUACGAUCCGAGCGUCCUGGCCGGCUCGUGGGCGGAGCAUACGGACGCUGUGUGGGGAUUGGCUUACAGCGGCAUCAAGAACCGGCUCCUGUCGUGCUCGGCCGACGGCACGGUGAAGCUGUGGAACCCGCAGGAGAAGAACCCCUGCAUCAGCACUUUCAACACCAACCAGGAGCACGGCAUCCCCACGGCGGUGGACUUUAACGGGUGUGACCCCGCCCACAUGGUGGCGUCCUUUAACACCGGCGACGUCGUGGUUUAUGACCUGGAGACCUCCCAGCAUGCACUGGUGCUGAAGGGUCAGGGAGAGAGCACGCUCCCAGGGUCCAAUCAUAUCAAUAAGGUGGUGAGUCAUCCAACGCUGCCGGUCACCAUCACCGCUCACGAAGACCGACACAUCAAAUUCUACGAUAACAAGUCAGGUAAAGUGAUCCAUGCUAUGGUGGCUCACCUGGACGCAGUGACCAGUCUGGCUGUGGAUCCUAACGGGAUUUACCUGAUGUCUGGCAGUCAUGACUGCUCGCUGCGUCUGUGGAACUUGGACAGUAAGACUUGUGUUCAGGAGAUCACAGCUCACCGUAAGAAGAGCGAGGAGGCCAUCUACGACGUGGCCUUCCAUCCCUCCAAGGCUUACAUCGCCUCCGCCGGAGCCGACGCCCUCGCCAGGGUUUACGUGUAGACGAGGAGGAAGAGGAGGAGGAGGAAGAAGAAGAAGAAGCAGACGGCUGCGGGGCGAGAGACACAGACAGACACAGAGAGAGAGAGAGAGAGACAGACAGGAUUCAGGUCUGUUCAGGUCUCUGAACAAAGAUUAUAUAUUAAAGAAAGACUGGAGGUGAGCAGGACCUCCACCGGACGACUCAGCACACACACACACACACACACACACACACACACACACACACACACUCUCACAGGUGUGUCCUCGCCUCCCAGCGGCGGACUGAAGACACUGAGAGACGUUCAGCAGCAGAAACUCGGUAACGUUGUGGAAACGUUGUUUAAACCCUGCAGGUAGAUCUGCAUCACACAGAGCAGCUCACCUGUCCUGUGAUGUCAUCGCCCCCCCCCACCACCAACAACACCGCCCCCCUCCUUCUGCAGAGUCCUGAACGUAGCUCUGAUGACACUACACCCCCCCCCCCCCCCCCCAUGUUAACACUAGCAGAGCAGACGACACUUAAAGGAAAAAAUCCCCCCAAAAAAUCAGCUCAGAGUGACGUUCUGGUUUCUGACCAAUCACAGACAGCCAGCAGUGACAUCACAGCCAGCAGUGACAUCACAGCCAGCAGUGACAUCACAGCCAGCAGUGACAUCACAGCCAGGUCAUGUGAUGGUUUGAACCUUCAGAGUCACAGAGCUUCUUUCUGGAAGAUUAUCUCACUGUGUAAUUUUUGACUUUCUGGCUUUUUGUUUUCUUUCAGCUCUUAAACGUCUCCGUUAAUUCUUCAUUAACGUGAUAAAUUAAAACGUUUAUUAUCAGUUUGGUGUUUUUGGGCUUAUUUUAAAGACGGUUUACAGACAGAAAAGAUGAUUAUUAUUGUUCAUCUUCACCACGAGGUCACCUGACAUCCUGAUAAUUAAAACAUGUUAUAACUGAUGAACAUUUGAAGUCGUUUAUUAAGCCAAAAAAAAAGCCAGAAAUGUGUUUUUCUUUCUUUUUUCUUUCUUUUUUCUUUCUCUGUAAACUGAAUAUCUUUUUAUUUUUUUGGGACUGUUGGUCAGAUUUUCGCAUCAUUUCAUUUAAUAGAAAAACUCGAUUGAUCAGAAAGAAAUCAGCAGGUUAAACUGACAAUCAGACUAAUAAUAAUAAUAAUAAUAAUAAUAAUAAAUUGUCUUUUAAUUAAAACAGUGAGCAGCUGUUUGAAGCUUUAAACUCUAAAACAUCAUCUUGAGUCUCAGAUCAGAGGAAGUGAAGCAGCAGAAACACAAACAUCACGUCUUUUAAUCUGAAGCUUCUGAGGUUUUAACCUGUGUCCAUUUUUUUACAGUUUUUAAACAAUGUGAAUUAAAAGAAGCUCCAAAAAAAAAAAAACAUAAAAAAACAUCAGAUGUUCUGUUUCUGCUGCUGCUUCCAGCUGAUUGGCUGUCUGUCCUAACGGGAGCAGAUGAUUGGUUCAUACUACCUUCCCUUCACUUCAGCCCCUGGUGGGCCAAUCAGGGCCCUGCGUUUCCCCCCCCCCCCCCCCCCCCCCGCUGUGAGGACGAAGGAUCCAGACGUUACUUUUCUUUCUUUGUGUAAAAUAAAUCUAGUUUUUAUAAUAAUCCUUUUUAUAUUCGUGGUUUAAAAAAAACGGCACCGCUGAGGAUUCUGGUCCCUCGUUUCCCGUCCAAUCCCCCGCCAAUCAUGACGCUCACAGACCCCGCCCACCUACUUCCUGUUUCCCCUUGUUUCCCCCUGUUUCCUGUCGCAUGAGGCUUCACCGAGAAACUCUGCGUCCAGUUUUUUAGAUUUUGAUGAAACGUAGAAAAGUAACAGAGGAGGAAGAGGAGGAGGAUGAAGAGGAGAUUCAUUCAGUUCCAGCUUCUAAAAUAUGAAUAUUAGAUGUUUUUUAAGUUUCCUCUGUCGGCAUGGUUACUGUGAGAAACAACAGAGACUCUGUUCUGUCCCGUGAUUGGUCAGAAGUUAGAACGUAAUGAGCCAAUAAACAACAGGUAUCAUUUAUAUCAGGAAGCUUUAAUUAGACUGUUUAUCUUUUAAUGAAGCUUUUCAGUCACUUUAUUCUUUAGUUUUUAUGAUAAACAACAAAAUAAAAGACACUAAAAUAUCAUCCUAUGAAUAUUUCUGUUUAUGGAGGAUUUAAGAAACCUAAAAAAACACAAAAUAUUCACAUUUAAGAAGCUGGAAUCUGACAAAUUGACCUUUUUUUUGGACUAAAAACGGUUAAUUAGUUAUUAAAUUAAUUGAUUAAUGGAUUAAAUCUUUCCAUCAGAUAUUAAAUGAAUCUUUAAACGGUUUUUAAGCAGCUUCAGUUCUUCUGUUUUAUAAUGAGACACACAGCGGGUCACAUGACGUUGUACAUAAUGUAAAAUAAAUAAAUGUACAGCAGGAUUUAAAACAGAAGAAGAAGAAAUCAGUCGUUUUCUCUGCAGGACCAAAUAGAAACAAGAAGAUCGGUUCAUUUUAAUUUUAGACUUCCUGUUUAAACUUUGAUUAAAUUCAUUCUUGACCUCAAAUUUAUAGUCAAAUAAUCAACUUUUAAAUCACUUUGUGGCUUUUUCAUCUUUUUACAAACAGAAAAGUAACUAAACUAAAGUCUGCAGCUGGAUUUAAUGUUCAUCUUCACUAAAAGUCGUUGCAACACUUUAAUAAAUAAAGUUUUAAAACACUAACUAAACAUUUAAAAUCGUUUAUUAAGCAAAAAAAAAAAACAACAGAAAUGUGUCAGAUUGUCUGUUUUUCUCUUUUCUUUAAUAUCUUUUUAUUUCUGGGACUGUUUCACAAAUGAUUGAUCUGAUAAUUAAAAAAUAAACAAAUAAAAAUAUCAGCAGGUUAACUGACAAUCAGAUUAAUAAUAAAUUAGAAAAACUUUUCAAAUCUGCUGUAAAAAAUCCACAAAAUAAACCAACGAGGAAGAAAAACGUUUAAUCAGUUUGCUUCUUUAAUCCCAAAACUUUAAACAUUUAUAAAUAAAUAAAUAAAUAAAUAUACAGUACUGUGCUUUAGAUGUUGUUUUUAGUGAUUCUAUAAUAAUCAUAUUUAAUUAUUUCUCAGUUUCUUUAUUAGAAAACAACCAGAAAGUAAAGCAGCAGGUACGUAGAGUGAAGGGAACCUUAAUUAUUAAUUAUUUAUUAUUAUUAUUAAUAAUUAAAGUUAAGUUUAUUGUACAUAUUUCCUGUUUGUAUCUUUAAUAAAAAGACUGAAAAAUAAACAUUGAUGCUCAUUAAAACUAAAACAACAAAGCAGCUCAGUACUGAAUGUUUAACUUGGAAUCAUUCAAUCAGCUGAUCUCAGUUCUAAGGCACCUGAUUGGUCGAAUCGUGUGUGUGCUCUUCAUUGAUUGGCUGGAACAGAAAGACCCAGCAGGUACAUUAUGAGCCUUUUAAUGGAAGAGUUUGGUAGUUUAAAAAGCUCCAGAUCACAAUUUUGAUUUUUACGAACUGUUUAAAAAGCACCUGAAGGCACCACCACCACCUCCUCCUCUUCCUCCUCCUCCUCUUCAUCAUCGUCUUCAUAUCACUGUGUGAUUUUUCUCUUCACUUUCUGACAUAUUUAUAUCACACAACGGUUUGUUUUUGUUUUUUAGUCUCUUUGUGUUUUUUUUUCUUUUCUAACUCCGGGAGAAACCGUCCAAUCAGAGGGCGUCCCCGGAGCCAGAGGUUUGAAAGCUGCCAUCUGAUUGGUCGACUGGCUGAAGGUCGGAGCGUUUUUAAUCGUCGUCGUCGUGGGUUUAAUUUUAUUUUUUUAACUUAAAGGAUUUUCGAGGCGAUCGGCUCCAAACAGAAACCUUUGUUUUCACCCACGCUGCGAACGUAUUGUGUAACUAAAGACUUUUGUUUUUGUUUGUUUUGUUUGUGUAAUGCAUGAUUAAUACAAUAAAAGUAUUUUUUCUAGUCUUCCAAAAAAAAAGGAAAAAAAAAAAGUUCUGAUCAGUUUGCGAGUUUUGAUGAGUUUUUGUAAGGUUUUUUUUUUUUUUUUUUUGAUUUCCAAACUAUGAAACAGCAGAUUUUAAAGAUUGUACCACAUAGCAGAAUACAACUGUUGAAAUGUAUAUAAAAUGUCUAUAAUAACUAUUAAAUGGUGUACCUGUA